Messenger RNA from Linum trigynum, 4910 nucleotides. NCBI's taxonomy places the organism in Eukaryota, Viridiplantae, Streptophyta, Magnoliopsida, Malpighiales, Linaceae. The record is from the annotation of a GenBank genome assembly.
UAAAAUCUACGAUUUUGUACGAUUUCAAAGUUCAUGUCAACUGAAGCAAAAUUAGGUCGACCAGGUUGGGUUUUGCCCAUGAACCAGUUCAAGUUCAUUUCCCCCAACCCAACAUAAUGAAAAACACAACCCUAACCCGAUAGUCCACCUUCAAUUGAUUUUUAUUCCCUUCCUCUUCAGCACACCGACACCCAACUCCUUCCAUCAACAAUUUCCUCCACCCUCUGAAUUAGCUAGUAGUUUAUUCCCCACCACCCUCGCAAUUAGCCUAAUUCCCAUUCCGUUGCAAGCUUUCGUUCAUCUCCCAAAUCGUCAACACCACAAUCGCCGACCGUUUAUCGAUCACAAAGUGAACAUGUAACAUCCUUACCCUCAUAAGUAUAUUUAUUUAUGAUAGCGUAAUUAAUGACGAGCAUAAUCGUAUUGUCCCUUAAGUCGGGAAUGAAAUGAUCAUGGUGAUUUAGAAGAAAUUAGUAAGUUAAUUUGGUGGUAUUCAAACUUUGAGGACUAAACUGGUUGUGAAAAGGAAAUUGGAGGAGUGAAUGGUAAUGGGUGCCAAGUGGAGGUUGUAGAUUGGAGAAGAAGAGUGUUCUAGAGGGAUUUUGGGGGAGGCAAAAAUUUGCCCUCUCCUUCCCUUCUAUCUCAUCUUCCAUUUCCUUCCUUUCUCUUCCAAACAGCCACCACCACCUCCCACAUCACCACCAUCAUCAAUCAUCCAAAAAAUCUAGAACUUAAAGUAGCUAAGACAAGUUGGGAGUUGGAGAAUAAGGAGGGUAGAGCUUGAAGAAGUAAGAAACAAUGGUUGCAUCAUCUUCUUUCUUUCUCCAAGAAAAUAACCUAAACCCUAGAAAUUGUUCCAGAAAGAAAUUUAUGGAUUUGUUUCUUGAGUUCAUGCUAUGAAUCUACUUUAAAGAUGUUAGAAAUCAAGGGAAUACAGUUAGAGUUAGUUAUGGUUCAAAAUGACAAAAUUACCCAAAAACCGGGUUCUUGGCCAUACCAUGUUGGACAAAUGAAGUAAAGGGUUAUGAUGAUUUGUGUGAGUGUGUAUAGAAAUUAUUAAUCAUGGAGAUUGUCCAAGAAGUUAUGUUUUGGGGUUUAAGAGUGGAUUGGAUCAAAGGGGAGUACUGGAAGAGGAAGUAGAAUAAAAACAGUUUUGAACCUUUAACUUUGAUUGAGUUCUAAACCUAAUAAACUAGUCUAAAAUGGCCUGAAAUUUUGAUAUGUUGUAUCCCUAUGAAUCUAGUUUAAUUAUAAAAAAGAAUUACUAAAUUUGGUUGAAUAUUAAGGGAGAAAUGGCCAAAACCAUGAACGGAGGUAGUGAUUUCCAGCAAGGCUUUUUAAAAAUCCGGCUUCAAACACAGUCGGGUUUUGACCAAUUAAGUUCGUGAUUUUGGGGAGGAAUAUGCCAGAAACACCUCCUAAAAACCCGUUCUCUAGGCUCUAAAAAAUGUCAUGGUUUGUGACCAUAGAUGCCGUGUUUUCCCUGUUUUGGGCUAAAGAAGUGUUUCGUUUCAAACUUCGAUGCAUUCCAACCAAUAUGCAUUCAUAUGAUUUCUCUAUAUGAUGUGGUUGAUUAAAUGUGAAUAAAUGGAUUAAUUAAAGGAAAGGAGAAGGUUGUGGAGUCCUCAAAGGGAAAAGGACUUGCGAAUUAGCGAUCAAACUGUGAGUAAACCUUAACCUAUCAACCAUAUUAAUAUGAAUAUGGUACUCAGGUCAUGAAGUGACCUGAGUAUAAGAAAUGUGAAUGUGAUAAGGAGUCAAAGAUUGACUUCAUUUUGAUGGUAUGAAAUUGAAAAUGCAUGGAUGGUGGAUGAAAUAUGAAAAGACAUUUUGUUGGGUUGAUAUUGUGUAUGCCUAUGCGAAUUGCUAUUGUGCCACUGCAAAUAAAGGUUGCCUCUACAACUGAUGUUUUGUAAAAUUAGCAUGGUUAUGUGAUUUAAUGAUGAAAAAUGGUUGAAUGAUCAUGAAGUGGAAUGAAAUUAUCAUAUGUGAUGGUUUUGUGAUAAAUUAUUGAUGUGAUUGCAUGACUUAGGUGAUGGUGUACUAUUAUUGAAUACAUAAUGUAUUGUCAUGCUUACAUGGAAUAUUAUGAAAUGAUUCUUUAUGUCUGUGAUUGAGAUUGUGAGGCUCGAAUGAGCUUUAUGAUAUGUUUCUAUAAUGAUAUAGCAUCAGAUGGCCUAAAUGGCGAUGAUGUGACAUUGGAUGGCCUAAAAGGCCAUGAUUUGGUAUUGGCUAGCCGAAAAGGAAAUUGUAUGGUAUUGGAAAGCCGGAAAGGCAAUGAUGUGGUAUAGGAUAGCCGUAAAGGCGAAAACAUGUAAAUGACUGGUUGAUUUAUUUUUUGGGAUUAAGUAUUAAUGGCUUGCAUGUGUUAUAUAAUUGUAAGACUAAUAAAGAAAGAAUUUCUUGAUAACCUAAAUCAACCAUAAUGGUGCCUUGUCAUGCAUUAUAUAUAUUGGAUUGAUGGCUAUAAGCCUAGCUCUCUGGGAGAGCGAUAUAAGGCCUAGUUAUUUGCGAUGUUAAUGCAUCUAUUGGGCAGUGCUCUAUGCAUCAAUUGGUGGUGCCUAAUGCAUCUUUUGGGUGGUUCUUUAUGCAACUAUUGGCGUUGCUCAACGCAUCUAUUGGCGAUGCUUUAUGCAUCUACUAGUUAUACUCGGGGGAGUGUAUGACCUGACAAAAUUAAGGCUAAAAGACAUGUAAUCUGGCUAACCUCAACGUGUGUAUAUGUGUGUAUGUAUGCAUGAUUGAUCAUUGGACUAUGUAUGAUUUUAUGAGUGGAAUGCAAUGGCCAUGUGAAUGAGAUAGUGGUUAGCUAGGGAAAAUAUAGAUAAGAGCGAGGUUUGACUUCACCCAGUUAUCAUGUUUGUGUUGAUAUCGUUGGCAUGUUAGUUUUUGCUCAUUGAGGUGACGUCUCACUCUCGUCAAAAAAUUUCCCCAGAUUAGAAGUUUUGGACUUGAAAUGAAGGGAACUCAGCAAGACUCAACUCGACAUCAAUGAGGUGGGCUGGUGAACUUAGACUCCGACAUGACUUGUUUAUAGUAUUUUGAGAGAAGAUUAUCUUCUCUAUUGUCAUGUGUUCUGAAGUUGUAAAAGUUUAUGUAAAUUAUGAUGUAAAUUAAACGCGUUUGUGAAAGGUUUUAAUCGAUAUGAUCUUGUGAAUGUUUUAAAAUAUGUAUGGGUGUUACAGAACACAUCAAUCAAUGAGUUGCCUUUGACAAAUGAUGGUGAUCAAAGAAAUAUGGGUAAUGGUGAAAGUACUUCAAGUGUCCUGAGAAUAAUGAUGAGAGUGAGGAUGAUGACGUGUGAGAGAUGUUAAUAUUGAUCUUAACGAUCUUAUGUAAUUUCUACACUUAACUAUUAACUAUAUUAAGUGAUUUCUAUGAGGUUUUCGGUUGCUUAUUUGUGUUAGGGUUAAUACUUUAGUUUGGCCUAAACUAUAAACAAACUUUCUACUUUGCCCCGUGGUUUUCGAAAUUGCUAUCCUGGACUGAACUAUGUACCAUACUUCCUAACUUGGCUAGGAGCCGGGUUUGACCGUCAAAUUGGACGGUCAAAUUCGUUGAUUGUUAGUCAAUGUCCAACUUUCUUUCCACGUCAGCGAGAACAGAAUAAUUUUUUUAUUUUUUGAAUUUCUGUAUUCAUUUUCUUUUCUAAUAAUAAUAAUAAUAAAAAAUAAAAAAUAAUAAUAAACCCCUAUUUAUCUCCUCCUUCGCUCCUCCGGGUGAAACAACAAGAUCGGAAACCAAGGGAGCUCCUCCGGUUCUCCAACUGCGCCUCCCACACCCACUCCCGCUGCGCUCCCUCCCACCCUCUCCUGUCGUUCCCUUCCUAUUCCGACCCCACCUUUUCCUUAUUCUCUCCUCCCUCUGGGGCUCGGGUCUCCAUCGAUGCCAAGAUGGCCACGACUCUGCUCUGCGCUGCCAAGAUCGUCUCAUGGUCGAUGGCAGAGGCGGUCAAGGCGGCGAAGGAGGAAGCCGACUGGAGGGCUAAAGAAGCAGACAUAUGUAGGAAGAGGGUGAAGGAGGCGCUAGAUAAAGUCUCGACCGUCGCCGCAGCGACAAAGAAGAAAGUGGUGGCACCGCCGAAAUCCGGGAAGCCUACGAGCACCGCCUGAAAGUAAUCAUCUUUUUUUGGCUAGAAACGGGCGAAAGAGUGGAUGGAGGAGCGUGGUGGCAGUGGGGAAAAUGGAGAAUUUUUUGGUCUCUGAAUGGGUUUGUCAUUAGAAGUAGUGUGUAUUAGAUUGAAAGAAAUUAGAGAGUAAGAGGCGGAGAAGAAUGAGAGGGCGCCGCCGCUGCAGUUUUUCUUCCUCCAAUGGCGGUGACAGCGCGUCGGAGAAGGGGAAGGGUUUUGGGGAAGAAGGGGGUUUGGGAAAUGGUUUUGCCCAAUUGAGGCGACAGGGGAGGGGAUAAAUUGGAUUUUUUUAUUUUUGUUUGUUUAUUAUUAUUAUUAUUAGAAAAUAAAAUUAAUACAGAAAUUCAAAAAAUAAAAAUUUUAUUCCGUACUUGCUGACGUGGCAAGUGAACUGGACAUUAACUAACAGUCAAUUUCUCAACUAGUUUCUCCCACUCGGCGACGCGCGAUUCGCCUCCAGCUUCUUCAUCUCAACGACGCUCAAUUCACCAACUACUACUUCCUCCUUUGACGGGCGAUUCCCCAACCAAGUUAUUUCUCUCCAACAAACACUAAAUCCAUGUCAAUGAGCUUCAAUCCAUUGAAGCAGACCAAGUCGCCGUCAAUCCAUAAAAUUCCGCUUCACUAAAGCCCACUGGACCCUAUUUUUUCGAGGCCUCAUGAAGCUCGUCCGUCACAACUCUGUGGACAAAUCACCAUGUUCAUUCUUCAUUCGUGAACUAAGGGCUUGUUUGGAAGAUGUGAUUUCAAGUGAAUGAUUUAAUGAAUACAUGUAAUGGUG